AUGGGCCGCACGAUGGUCAAUAUUACAAUCCCACCUAAGCUAUCCCUUCUGGUUGAAAACACAUUUCACAGUUUCGCUUAGUGUUUAACGAGAUAGGUCGCCUACUACAGUUAAGGUUGACGUACCCCUGACUGUUAUAAGUUUAUUUACUGACACCUUCACUCCAAUGGGAUCUUGUGUAUUCCGUCUGUGAAACUGUCCAUGGGUACGCAGUUUAUCAGUGGAAGACGGAACUCGGCUAUACUGUUCUUCCCCCAGUCUUUGCUGUCGGCACAGGAUGAAUUACCUAGGGCGAAUUUUCGGAUCUUUGGUAGUGCUUUAGACAGGUCGACCAAGAGAGGUUAGAAAACGCCAAGCCUCACCUGAUUAUGCUUCUAUUUAAUGAUAUUGUUUUUCAUCGUUAGGUACAAUUGCAAUCAACCUUCAAAAUAGCCGCUUAUGUAGCAAUACCAUCAGCUAAGGGCAAAACUUUACCACUAUAGAGUUGCUAUUCGUCAUCAUAAGAGGGGGACAAGCCUAAGACUAUGUUCUACGCUUGUGUUCCUGCGGAAGACAUACGUUGGCUUAGUUGCUUUAGAUAUUUCUACAGUUCUAAGACCAGCUCUCCAACCGCAUUAUUACUGAGUUUUAUGCCUUGGCAGAGCUAACUAGUCUUCUUCCAGCUUUCAGUUCGCUCUUAAUUCAGGUUGGGACAAAGCUCUCUGAUAGCGACCGGAGCGAGGAGGAUUCGGACAGCGUCACUCGCCUGACUGAUGACCAUCCAACUAUUUCUCCCCGUCUCCUCCGCAACGCCAUUCUGUUUCGUUUGGCUCUACUGGUUUUCAGCGUUUGGCAGGACCAGACUCGUUGGCCAGACGGCCAACUACGCUUCACGGAUGUGGACUAUGACGUCUUUUCUGAUGCUGCUCGCGCCAUGGUGCAAGGAGAGGACAUCUAUGAGGCGCGUCCCACCUACCGGUAUUCCCCUCUAAUCGCGGGCCUGCUGGCACCCGGUUACCUCCUUCUGGCCCGUUGUCCUGAGCGGCACCCUCUUCUCCGCACAGCUCUCACUUGUUUGGCUGUGUCAAUGGGCAAGCUGCUCUUUAUCGCUGCUGAUGUGCUCUGCGCGCUUGUCCAGUGCCGUAUCAUAUCUGUCGAGAGGCGGGUAAUGUGACUUUGUUUCUUUAAACCGUCCAGUCAUCUUGUCACUACUUUUCCUCUCUGCAGGCGUAUCUUUGCAAACAUGUAGAUUUUAUUUACACGCCAGUCGUGCAUACAUUUCACAAAAACACUUUACUUGAUUGGACACUGUUUUCAAUUAUCCUGUUCCUGGUCCGAUUUUUAUGCAUCAUUCGGCGUUUUGCUGUUGGUCAAGUAGAACGUUCUGGGCCUUGGGGAGAUCGAACGUCCGUCCGGACUUUCGCAAUUAUAUCCAAAGUCAUUUUUAUACAGGCUGACUGCAUUUUAAAACAUCUACUCUACUUAUCUGAGAUGGUUAGUACGUCUAUGUGAAUUAUCUUUCACGUCACCACUGCCACUGCAACAUAAUGUACGAUAAGUGCUGCUGUCAAACAUUUGACUGCCAGUAUGCCCAAACAGUGCGAGAUGUGCAACGCAAAGCACGUAUAAACUCUAAAGAGCAUAUAUUCAAGAAAAGAAACGGCAUUUAUCGAGACGACGUUUUGCGACUGCCUUCCAACUGUCACUUGUCGCCAAAUCAGAAAGAACGCUUGGGGAAAGGCAUGAAAUUGAACAUUGUUCAUCCAAUCGUCAGGAACAGGGACAAGUCAUAUACCACUACUGAACGGUCAGGAGCUGAGGUAAGUGUACCUCUCUAGAAUUUUCGCAGUUAGGAAUUUAAGGUUUCUGGGCAUAAGGUACAGCCAAUUUAAUUCAAUGGGUAUGCAAUGGGUGGAAGUCGGUCUUCUGCACAAACUACGUGCAUGUAUUGCCUGCGUAUACUUAGGAUCGUGCUCACAAUUCUCUUUUCCAGCAACCUACGAGAAUACUUACUGCCUAGGUCGCUUUGCAUCUCUAGAAAUACCUGUCAACGUCAAUUCGGAGCGAACUCCCCCGGCACACCUUAAACUGGCUUAUUGGUUUCUGCUGGCUCUUCAAUCCUGUGACAGUGACAGUCUCAGUCCGCGGGAACGCUGAGUCCGUCCUAGGCCUCGCCAUCCUCUGUUGCCUCCUCUGUGUUCUUCAGGAGCGCACUUUCCUCUCAGGUCUCCUCUUCGGCUUGUGCAUUCACCUCAAACUCUAUCCAGUCAUAUACUCACCUAUUAUCUAUCUUAUGCUCUGCCAACGUCAACUUCUCAUCGCCACCUCCGCACCGAGGCUUUCAGUCAAGGGUAAGUCGCCCGCAACCCUUACCCGCCAGCGCUGGAGGCGCCUCCUGCGUGUCAUUCUGGUGCCAAGUGUGACGCAUUGGCUCUUCGCCCUGGCCACUCUCAUUUCGCUCUGUAGUCUCACAACGGUGGGUUUUUACUUCUAUGGGUGGCGUUUCCUGCACCAGGCCUACUUCUAUCACUUCACUCGGGUUGACUUUUGGCACAACUUUGCACCCCACUUCUAUCCUAUCUACCUCUUUGAGGGUGUCCUCUCCGGUGAGAUGGCCACCCCAUCGGCCUACGACGCGAAUCUUUUUCCACUGCGACUACUGCCACCAGCCCUGUUGGCAUGGUUUUACGCUACACCAACACUGCAGCGCCUCUAUACCCUCUUCAAACUGCUCACCUUCCUGCCCGCCCUCAUCCUCGUACCUUCGCUCGCCUUCAAAUUGCAUAGGCGACCGAGCAUGGCCUGGUUCGCGAUCACUUUCGCCUUUGUUGCUUUUAACAAGGUCAGUCCUCCGUAUGGGACCAGAUGGAAUUCGGUUUUUUUUCAGGGACUGUUUAACCGCCGUUGCAUUUUGUCUGUCGUAUAUCGUUAGUAUUUUACUUAUGUUGUAGUAAGUCUCUCGCAAACGUUUAAGACCAUCAGCUUCCCUGAGAAUCAGGUCUGCGCUGCACGUACAUCAAUGCCACUGUUUCCGUCAAUUGUGGUCUGAUUUCAAGAAAUAGUAAAGACGAACCGAAGACGGAUAUGGGCACAGUGGCUGGCUACAGAAAAAGUCCUAGUUGUGCGUACCACACCGAACCCUUUCUACAAAUUCAUCCUUGCCAGGCUUUAAUGGAGGGAUUUUGGACAACAUCUACACGAGGUUGUUCUUAGGGCCACAUUAUGAGGGAGUCUUUAUGGCUUGACCGUCAGUCCUAAGGAUACCCGAUUUAUCUCGUUAUCUGGCAAACUUUUAGGUAGAAGCCAAGAGGAGAUUUCCAGGAAGCAGUCGUGAAGGAGACACGAUCGCCGAAACGAGAGCUUUAUUCGAUCGACGUUUCGGGUUCCCUUUCGAAACCAUAAUCAGAGACAACAUCUGAUGUCCCUGAGUAUGCCUUUGGGUCGGAAUCCGAAAGCUCGGACGAAUAAAACUCUCGUUCCAGCGACCGUUCUCCUUCACGGCCUUGUUAGUCACAACUGUUAGCAUCUCUUGGGAAAUCAAGCACUAGAUUCUGGCUUAAACUGCCUUUCCCUCCUCCAUAUGAGCGUCAAGUCGGAGUCCACGCGACUGAGGACGGCACUGAGCACAGUGACUGACCUUGCGUAAAUCCGCCGUCUAACGAAUAUGCACGAUAGUUGGACCGUCGUGAUCGAAGGUGUCCACCGUUUGCUCCAAACCACAGUGAGAACAGAGGUGGCGACUUGCGCUGAAAUUCUUUUUUAGUGAUAGUAGACUUGCGUUACGUCUACCGCGCCCCCUCCUCCCCCAUCUUACCCCAGUGUCAAGACGGAGUCAAGAAGACCGGUGACGAGAGCGGGCGCACGCGACGGGGACGCGAAAAUCCGCACCUAGAUGUGCCAUCACACCCCCUGGUCUUCUACAGUGCGUGACCGAUCUCAUGAAAUGCUGGCCGAAAUUAUGAAAUGCGUUUUCGAUUAGGAAGGAUUACUUGGGUGGGGUUGUAAUAUUGAUUAGUGUGCGGCACAAUCCUAUAACAUUUCAGACUCGGCAGGACGUCGACUUUUUAAUGCACGUAUUUUUUGAUUUCCUGUAGAAACCGUACUUGGCAAAGAGUGACUACUUAAGUAGCAUGCAUCUUUCGCAUUGAUUUUCGAUGAUUUUAUAAAUUCAAAAAUACUUCAUGCAAAACAUAGACAAGAAAUGCUUUCUUUUACUCAUUUGAUUGAGAAUCACGUCAUCAUUAAAUGGAAUACUUGGAGACGGAGUAUAGUUAGGUUUUAAAAAAGUUUUCUUAUUCGCGGAUAAUUUGUAGCCUAAUCGGCUGUUGCAUUAGCGCUUAGUGAUUUCAAUCUACAAGUGCAUGCGUUCCGUGUAUGGGAAAUCAUACAUUCUUCUAUGCCUUUAAAAAGAUACCAUAUAGAGUCCACAAAAUUUUGCCAUGGAUGCGGACUGUGUUGUACAUUUCAGGAGGAGCAAUGGUAAACGGACAGGUACGAUGUUGUGUGAAUGAACAUUGCAUCGUCUUAAAUAAUCUCAUAAUUAGAAACUCUUUCAAAACCCAAUUAUGCUUCUCCUUCAAGUAUGCAAUUUAAUGAUGACGUGAUUCUCAAUCAAAUGGGUAAAAGAAAGCAUUUCUUGUCUAUGUUUUGCAUGAAGUAUUUUUGAAUUUAUAAAAUCAUCGAAAAUCAAUGCGAAAGAUGCAUGCUGCUUAAGUAGUCACUCUUUGCCAAGUACGGUUUCUACAGGAAAUCAAAAAUAAGUGCAUUCAAAAGUCGACGUCCUGCCGAGUCUGAAAUGUUAUAAGAUUGUGCCGCACGCUAAUCAAUAUUACAACCCCACCCAAGUAAUCCUUCCUAAUCGAAAACGCAUUUCAUAAUUUCGGCCAGAAUUUCAUGAGAUCGGUCACGCACUGUAAGUACACUGACCAGGAUUUUGUACUGCAAGACGAAAAAGGGGGCUGCUCGGAUCUUAAUUGGCACGGCGUGGGCCUGCACCCGGCCUUGCCAUCGUCUUUCAACGUUGGGAUUUUUUAUGGGUGCGCAUUUCCAAUAACGCUGGUCGAACUCCGAACUGGCCUUUCUAUUGGUCGAGCGCACCUACCGUUGGCCAGUUUUAGGGGGCAACAAGUGCACACACAAGCAUCCACACAUACCUUACCUCAUCCAUCCCCAUCGACGUUGGGAAGUCUCAUCGCCUGAUUUUUGCGCGAAUAGCAUGGUGUUUGUGCGUAUAUGCAUAUGACCAAACAUCCCUGAGCGCUUUCGGAAUACCAAAGGAACAAUAUAAGCAGAUUAUGGAACUAAAGACUGUGAAUUUCGGGCAUCUGGUUGCAAGUGUCCGAUCUGGCCAUCGGUGCUGUUGUUUUCUGUCUUGUCGUUUGGCGGGCUACCGUCUCUGGGCAUUGUAGCUAAUUAAUGGACGUCGAGCAGUUUCGGCAGGUUCAGCAGUGGGUUUUAUAGUGGACUGUCCAACGAUUUAACUAGUAGAAGGGAGCGGUGUGCAUGGACCCAGGUUUCGAUCAGUUUAAGCGCCCCACAUGGCGAUUGGGGACAUAUGGAUAGGCGAGUUGGCGUGGUCGACUAGUUUUUGAGAGUUCUGCCGUUUGUCUGAUUAAUUCUGACUGCGGAAGGACGGCCUAGGAAAUAUCGUGAGUUCUAGGGGCUACCAGAGCGAAGCUGAACCGUACACGUGCAAGCAGCAGUGAUGACGAACAAGUGAAGUAUCUUCGACAGUGGUAGCAUUUUGUGGUUCAGGUGAUGGUUUGACUGCGGAACUGCCCGACAAGAAGGGAGCGUGAUUAAAAAAUGCGGUAACUCCGAGCACACGUGUGAGCGGCUUCUGGAUGAUUGUGAAGCACCUGUCAUCAUCCAUAUUCUACGGGGUUGGCUCGAAAGGGGCUUCAAGGGAUACGUUUAAUCCAGACCAACUUACUAGGUCAUCUGGUAUUUGACAGCCGGAUGUACUUUAGUGGAAUUUUUCGCGAAACCUUAUUAUUUGGGAGGUGCACGUCAAUUUUCUACCUUCUGUUUAAACGUUUAUUUUCAUUUGUUUAUCUUGCCUUUACACUUGAUUCUGGUUCCUUCAGAAAAAUCUUUCAUGCACAUAUUCGUGACCCCAUCUAUUGGCACUUUCAAUGACUCGUCAGAUAUAAACAGCGUUUACUGACCGAUAAGCUUGUUCUUUUAUUCUUUAUGUUACCGUAGACGGACGAAAUUACACAUUUUGCUUUUCACCUGAAUCAUUAUCUUUAUACGGCUAAUUGCGUAGUGUUUGUCUUCUAAUGUUCAGGUUUGCACUUCUCAGUACUUCCUAUGGUGGCUGGUUCUUCUUCCCUCUGCUCUGGCAUGCGUUUGCGUCCCAAGAGCCAGGAGAGCUCCCAACCUCAGAUUGCUUCGAGUCCUCGGAUUGAACACAGAUGCAGUUCUUUGGGCACUGCCACUUGUCCUACUCUGGGUUGGCGGCCAAGCAGCGUGGCUUCUGGUGGCUUACUUUCAUGAAAUUUAUGGCGUCUUUUGGGGUAGAAUCUUGUGGUUGGCACUGUGGUCGGCCUCUGUCUUCUUCCUUCUCAUUAAUGUUUACCUUCUGCACUCUCUGCUAAGAGCCGUUUGCCCUGAGCCAUCUGCCGGUGAGCGGAGGGUGACUCAUAAGCUGCCAGCUCAGUAA
Spirometra erinaceieuropaei is the source of this 6643-nucleotide messenger RNA. Lineage: Eukaryota; Metazoa; Platyhelminthes; Cestoda; Diphyllobothriidea; Diphyllobothriidae. The record is from the annotation of a GenBank genome assembly.